CCCCCUCCCCGCGGCCGCCCGGCAUGGACGGCGGCGGAGGCGGCCCCGGGGGCACCGGCCUGGAUAAAAUGUUCAAGGGUUCGUUGGCACCUUUCUCCAGAAGAAUAACCCCAGCUCUGCUCUUGCCAUAACCCUGGAAUUCUGUGGCCUCCACUCAACACCAGCAGGGAGCCCCCGUUUCGUCCGCCCCGUGUCGAUGGAACAGGCGCCGGGCUGGAGGACCCCCCUGAUCUCGAGCUGCUGCUGCCUUGGUUUUUCUGGGACUGAAGGUGCUCCAUGAACCAGGGCCCCCCAAAUGAGUCAAACAGCCAAUUCUUGCCAGCAGCUGGUUGAGAACUGCCCGGCGCCCGUGGCGGGGAUGGCACAGGAGGACGGUCGCCGCGGGCAAGUGCCACCCACCUUCUACCACGGGGCCAGCCAGGAGCUCGACCUGUCCACCAAGGUGUACAAGAGGGAGUCAGGGAGCCCUUACUCCGUGCUGGUGGACAGCAAAAUGAGCAAAGCCCACCUCCACGAGAGAGAGGAGCAGCCUUAUUUCAGGGAAAACAGAGCGGUAGGAGAGGUCCGGGCUGUGAAAGAAGACAGAGAGAACUCUGACGACUCUGAGGAGGAAGAGGAGGAGGAAGAUGAAGUGACUUACAAAAGGGAGCAGAUUAUAGUAGAGGUAAACCUUAACAACCAAACCUUAAAUGUAUCAAAAGGGGAGAAGGGUGUCCCCUCCCAGUCCAAAGAGACUGCUGUUCUUAAGACCAGCAGUGAGGAAGAGGAGGGUGACAGUGGGGAAGAGGCCACUGAAGACAGUAAUGAUUAUGAGGAAAAUGAGAGGCAGAAGAAAAAAGAGAAAAGAGUGGAAAAAGUUAGUGUUGCACAAAGGAGAACGAGGAGAGCUGCCUCUGCUGCAGCAGCCACCACUUCCCCACCACCCAGAACUACACGGGGUCGUAGAAAGAGUGUGGAGCCCCCCAAGCGUAAGAAGAAAACUGCAAAGGAGCCCAAGGCACCUGUGCAGAAAUCAAAGUGUGAAGAGAAGGAGACUUUAACCUGUGAGAAGUGCCCCAGGGUGUUUAACACACGCUGGUACCUGGAGAAGCACAUGAACGUCACUCACAGGCGAAUGCAGAUCUGCGACAAAUGUGGGAAGAAAUUUGUUCUAGAAAGUGAGCUGUCCCUUCACCAGCAAACUGACUGUGAAAAAAAUAUCCAGUGCGUUUCCUGUAACAAAUCCUUCAAGAAGCUCUGGUCCCUCCAUGAACAUAUCAAGAUUGUCCAUGGAUAUGCAGAGAAGAAAUUCUCCUGUGAGAUUUGUGAGAAGAAGUUCUACACCAUGGCCCACGUGCGGAAACACAUGGUUGCACACACCAAGGACAUGCCAUUCACCUGUGAAACCUGUGGGAAGUCCUUCAAGCGCAGCAUGUCCCUCAAGGUGCAUUCCCUGCAGCACUCGGGAGAGAAGCCCUUCCGCUGUGAGAACUGUGAUGAGAGGUUCCAGUACAAGUACCAGCUGCGCUCCCACAUGAGCAUCCACAUUGGGCACAAGCAGUUCAUGUGCCAGUGGUGUGGCAAAGACUUCAACAUGAAGCAGUACUUCGAUGAGCACAUGAAAACACACACUGGAGAGAAGCCCUUCAUCUGCGAGAUCUGCGGGAAGAGCUUCACCAGCCGGCCCAACAUGAAGCGGCACCGGCGGACGCACACGGGGGAGAAGCCGUACCCGUGCGACGUGUGCGGGCAGCGCUUCCGCUUCUCCAACAUGCUCAAGGCGCACAAGGAGAAGUGUUUCCGCGUCACCAGCCCCGUCACCGUGUCCACGGCCGUGCCCAUCCUGCUCUCCAGCACCUCCCCGGCCAGCGCCGUGCCCGCCGUGGGGAGCCCCCCGGCCCCCGCCCCGCCCGUGCCCCUCAACCCCGUGGGCGCCGUCCCCGCCCGCCCCAUCCCGCACCCCUACUCGCACCUGCACCUGCACCCCCACGCACACCCCCACCACCUGCCGGUGCCCCCCGUGCCCCACCUGCCCCCGCCCCCCGCCCUCUUCAAGAGCGAGCCUUUGAACCACCGAGGGCAGAGCGAGGAGAACUUUCUGCGGCACCUGGCCGAGAAGAACAGCUCGGCACAGCACCACUGA
Molecule: messenger RNA, 2122 nt
Organism: Empidonax traillii (willow flycatcher)
Lineage: Eukaryota; Metazoa; Chordata; Aves; Passeriformes; Tyrannidae
Gene: ZNF652
Product: zinc finger protein 652
Exons: 6
Coding region: 296-2122 (608 amino acids)
Biological process (GO): regulation of transcription by RNA polymerase II
Cellular component (GO): nucleus
Molecular function (GO): RNA polymerase II cis-regulatory region sequence-specific DNA binding; DNA-binding transcription factor activity, RNA polymerase II-specific
Source: RefSeq, a predicted model, not a curated record